Molecule: messenger RNA, 2944 nt
Organism: Triplophysa rosa
Lineage: Eukaryota; Metazoa; Chordata; Actinopteri; Cypriniformes; Nemacheilidae
Gene: ponzr2
Product: plac8 onzin related protein 2
Exons: 4
Coding region: 163-546 (127 amino acids)
Source: RefSeq, a predicted model, not a curated record
GGUUAAGGAGGUUUUCAAGUUCGUUGUGCCUAGGAAGAUCAUUUAUUUUUGUCUGUCAUCACCUGACAGUAUAAAAGCAAGAUUGUGAUCGCAGGAUUACAAACGCCUGCUUCUUUAGAGUUGAAACAUCUCCCACACCCCGACAACACACAGGCUGUAAACAUGUCAAACACAAUGGUAAUCACGCAGCCACAACCUCUUAUGGUCUCCAGAGAAUCCGAUAAAUGGGGGUCAGGCAUUUGUGAUUGCUGUGAUGAUGUGCCUGAAUGCUGCUUUGGCUUCUGGUGUUUCUGGUGUUUCGCCUGUAUUAAAACCAAACGCCUUGGCGAGUGUUUAUGUCUCCCCCUGCUGGAUUCUUGUGGGAUUGUUCCACCUAUAACUAUGUCCAUGAGAGUCUCAAUGCGCAAUCGUUACGGGAUCAAGGGCACUAUGUGUAAUGACUGUCUGGUGGCCACAUUCUGCACAGCCUGCGUUUGGUGUCAGAUGUCACGAGAAAUGAAGGCUCGGAGUAUCCAAAUCACUCUCGUCGGUGCCAAGAAUCUUUAAACUCUUACAAAGCCGAUUACAAAUAUACUAUUAAUGCUGUAAGAAUCAUUAUGAAGAGAAAAGUGUUCGCCUAACUGAAAACCUGAGAUUUCAUCCAUUUAAUCUAUUCAGGCUUACAUAUUUGGAAUUACCGUGUCUACACCGAAGCGACACCACACCCGGAUUGGGAUUGUCGCGUCGCGCCGCGUUGCAUCCAAUGUGGACAAAAUGACACGGUGUCAAUGUUUAAGUUGUAUUUGUUUUGUAAAAUAGUUAUUUGAAUGAAUUUUUUUUAUGAAGAGCAGACGUGUCAACAGAAAACCAGAUUUAGAAAGGCUUUUAUCUUCUAAAUCACUGUUUGUGUUGUAUAAUAGUUAUUUGAAUAAAUGGUUUUAUAUAGCCUAUUACAGUUUUUCUCGAUUGCUUAAACACAUUUCUUGAAAUUAUGGCUCCUUUUCUAGAAACUCUAAACACAAAUCCAUAACUUCUCACCCAAUUCCCUCAACAUCCUAUUUUCAGGUCAAAAUGAAGCUCUCCACUCUAAACCAUUCAAACUUUUCCCCCAAACAUGACACACAAGUCCACAGAAAUACUCACACUACAACAUAGUUGUAGAGUAGACACUGGUGAGAUCAAUUCAAAACACUGUUACUAAAACCUUUUGUUGUUAUUCAAGAAAAUAGUAAUGUGUGUCUAAAACAAUCUACAACAUAAAAGAGUGCAGAAAGAGCAAAAUGCCACAAUGGGCUUUAGGAAAAAAUAAAAUAUUACACUACUGUUACGGUAAGUAAUCUUAGAUGAAAUAGACAAGACAAGAAAAGUUCAAAAACCAAAAAAACAAUAUAAACUGGGUAUGCAACACAAUGCAGAAUACAAUUGCAUAAAUAUAUAAAUAAACAUGGCAUCCUAUGCACCUUUGGCCCAAUAUCGAUACAGGAUAAGAUAGCAAUUUCUUGGACUCCUGACAAAAAAAAAUUGUAAGUAGUCGUCUCUGAGUUCUGCAAAUAAAAAAAAGUAAAGUAAAAAAAUGCUUCAAAUAAACUUGACAAUCAUAGAUUCAGGGUGCACACGUGCUAUUCAGUUUACUGGAUGCAGAAUAGUGACAUUUCUCUCAUAUAAAGUGUGUACUGUAAUUACACGUUAUGUUUACAGUAAGUAGAAUAAAGCCUAGAUGAUUCUAGGAUGCACAAUUACCUGUGCUCCUAUUGAUAUUAUCCUGUGAUUCUGAUUGGUGUGUCAUCAGUUUUGCCACUGAAUGUUUACUGAUGGACAAAUGUAUGCAAUUUGAGUUUACAUCUUGACACUUCAGUUCAUUAUAUUGUGUGUUUGUGUUUUCUGAAUGAGAACAUGGUUAAACCUUUGCAAAAUGAGGCUGUUUGUGUGUGGGGUUUGUACACGUUGGUGUAUUGUUCUGAGAAUGUGUUUAUAGUUGUCAGAAAAUGGUGAAUUGUUUCAUGAAUUGUGUGUUAGCAAUCGAGAAAAACUGUAACACAAUGUUUUUUUGUGAUGCUUUAUCUGUUUUAGUCAUGUGUUGUAUUGAAAUAAAUCAAGUCAAUUUUAUUUUGUCAUGAUUCUUCAGAUGCUGCAAGGAUAACACUUAAGUAGAGACAUCACCUGUAAUGAGUAAUUUGCAUUUCAGUAUCUUUAUAGCAAAAAUCUUGAAUUUCAAAAUUCUUCCGAACAGUAACACUGGUAAGAUUUUUUUUUACUGCAUUGCAUCAGUUACAGUAAUGUUUCGGUGUGUGGCAGUUUGAUAAAGCAGAUUGUCUGAAAUGGUUUUAUUAGCUAAUAAGCUCUCUGGCAGUCUCAAUGGGCACAUGUUGGCAGGAUGCAUAUAUCAACAUCAUUGUUAUUAAUGUAAGUCCCCUGGCCUUCAAAUAAAUGUGUAGUAGAGGAAAGUGAACAUGUUUCUCUCAUGGGCCAGAAGAAAUCUAUACCUCUGGCCCCCACAUAUUCCCUAAAUUCCACACAUGCUAAGUAUUUCUAUGAAUUGUUUAGUUUUUAAAGUACUGUAAAUAGCUUCAUGUCAAUCAGCAUUAUAUAAGACAUUGAAAAUCUGUCAGCACAUUUAUUAUUUUUCAAUGUUAUUUUGAAAAGUUUCCAAUUCACCUUUAAUUUUCUCUUCUGUUUUUUAUGCAUCUGAGUUUGUUUCCAUUUUAAUAUGUAGCAAUCAUAUCACAGGCAACUGCAAUAAUACAUGAAAAGAAGCAGGUCUUGUCAUUAUUUUUAGUCAGCAAACGGAAGCUGUGAUAGUUUUCUUCUGAACUGUGACCUUUGGGGAUUGGUGGAAGUUGGAGGCCUGGCAAAUAGGUCGAGAAAUGUCAUUUAGAGAAGUGUGUUGUUUGAAGGCAGAGGUUAAGUUUAUAAUUUUGAUGAUUAUGAGGGCACAUGUAUUUAAAACGCAAUAACCCACACAAAU